Molecule: messenger RNA, 5067 nt
Organism: Diaporthe batatas
Lineage: Eukaryota; Fungi; Ascomycota; Sordariomycetes; Diaporthales; Diaporthaceae
Exons: 4
Coding region: 1-5067 (1688 amino acids)
Biological process (GO): maintenance of protein localization in endoplasmic reticulum
Cellular component (GO): endoplasmic reticulum membrane
Molecular function (GO): protein binding
Source: RefSeq, a predicted model, not a curated record
AUGGCAACCGCCGAGGUGGACGUGCCUGGAGCAGCCCAUCCCGACCGACACACUGGCAAUGCCUUCGUCCGUGGCAGCAGCACGAGGCCUUCCGAGGUGGGCGGCGCCGACUGGGGCAGCGAUACUUGCGGGUCAAUGAACCCCCCCGGAGAGGUCGACGACAAGCAGAUUGCCACCAACCACCUGCCAUCGCCACGCCGUCCCUCCCACUCCUCGCACUCGUCCCGGCCCUCCAACGGCGGCGACCACGACUCCACCUUGAUGCCGCCCCCCACGAUGCUCCUCGCAAACGGCAACACCCCUUUCCCCCGUGCCCCCAUGGCCAUGGGCGACACCUCUGCCACCGACGGCUUCACCUAUGACGGCCUGACCUCGUGCGCCGUCUCCGAGGCCGAGACCUCGGCCCCCCAGUCCGCCAUCGACUCCUCCACCGACGCCCUGCCCUCGCUCGACGAGACCCACGUCACCCCCAAGAAGGAGCCAAGGAGGAGCUCGUCCAUUGCCAACAGGACCCGUGAGCGGUCCGGCACAAAGUCCAGCGACCACGGCGGCAUCCGGCGCCUCUCCGCCUCCAAGAUCCAGGAGCUGGCCGCCUCCCCAGAGUCGCUGCCCAUCGCCACCAUCCCCGACCAGCCCCUGUCCGCCGGCAUCGUCGACGCCCACCGCCAGCCCAUGUCGUCCCAGCUGUCCGCCAGCCCCCAGCAGGUCUUCGAUAAGGUCGAGAACCACAGGUCCCAGGCCUUUGGCGACACCCCGUCCAGCAGGAUCCUUCACUCGGUCCGCCCGGGCCUCUCCACCAGGACCGUGUCCACGCCUCCCAUCAACCGCGCAAAGUCCGUGAGCCAGCCUCCGGCCCCUUCCGCCGCCACCCGCCGCAACUCGUUCCAGCCAUCACCAAGACCCGCGCCCCUGCAUCUGGACACGGGCAAUGCUGCCAACCUGGGCCCUGCCAACGCACGCAAUGCCUACCCUGAGUCCCAGGCCCAGGCUCGCCCUGAUCACCGAGACCACCGCGACCACCGCGACCACCGCGACCACAGGGAGCCCCGGCCGCCGUCGCCCAUCCCGCCCUCCAUCCCCCUCCCGCCGCUGUCCGCGCCCACCCUCCUCCAGCUCGAGCUGGCCGCCCAGAGGCCGAGCCCGCUCUACAUACAUCAGUCCUACGCCAGCGACCUCCCCUACGAGUCCAGCGCCGUCAAGUUUGAGCGCCUGAAAAACUUUCUGUUCCUCCCCAUGUUUCUCGAGAAGACCCUCAUGUUUGGCGCCCUCGCCUGUCUGGAUGCCUGGCUGUGGACCUUCACCAUCCUCCCCAUGCGCUUCUGCAUUGCCUUUGGCGUGCUCUUCAGGUGGUGGGCUUACAUCCUGGCCAAGGAGACGCGGUGGCUCGUCGGUUUCGUCUGGGAGGGGCUGGGCCGCUUGUGGCAGCGAGGGCGCAGGGGUCGGGGCCUGACCCGCAGGCAGAGCUUUGAUGGCUCGCGGAGUACGGAUGGCGAAUCCAGGAGCCGGAGCAGGGCCAGGGAGUCCCUCCACGAUGGCAGCAUGAGCAGCCCAGCUGCCACCAACGGCGGGCCGCAGGGCGAGGUCCUCCACCGGGCGCAGUCCACGCGGGCCAGAAAGGGCACAAAUGGGACAGCCCGUGUGCCUCCCAUGCGAAUGCACUCUCGGCCGCACAAUGGGCCUUUCCGCCACCGGCGCACGAAAUCAACCCCGUCAAACCUGACCUCCUUCCACAAGGCUGACCUCCUCCAGGGCUUGGUCAUCAUCUGUAGCUCUGUCGCCCUCAUGAACCUGGACGCCAGCCGCAUGUACCAUUUCAUCAGGGCACAGUCGGCCGUCAAGCUCUACGUCAUUUACAACCUUGUUGAGGUCGGCGACCGCCUGCUGUCCGCCCUCGGCCAGGACAUAUUCGAGUGCCUCUUCAGCUCCGAAACGCUGUCGCGGAACAGCUCUGGCCGCUCCAAGGUCAUGCUCCCCUUCGGCAUGUUCCUGCUCUCCCUCGUCUACAACUGCGCCCAUGCCGUCACCCUCUUCUACCAGGUCAUCGCCUUGAACGUGGCUGUCAACUCGUACUCCAACGCCCUGCUGACCUUGCUCAUGUCCAACCAAUUCGUCGAGAUCAAGGGCAGCGUCUUCAAGCGCUUCGAGAAGGAGAACACUUUCCAGCUCACCUGUGCCGACGUCGUGGAACGCUUCCAGCUGUGGCUCGUCUUGCUCAUCAUCGGCAUGCGCAACGUCGUCGAGGUCGGCGGGCUCAGCGUCCCCGGCGCCGGCAUCGAGCUCGGCGACGACGGCAUCGCCGCCACCAAGGGCCCGCUGCACAACCCCUCCAUCCUCCCCAUGAGCUUCACCAUCCUGCCGUCGUGGCUCUGGUCCGGCGAGGUCCUGUCGCCCUUCCUGAUCGUCAUUGGCAGCGAGAUGUUUGUCGACUGGAUCAAGCACGCCUACAUCAACAAGUUCAACAACAUCAAGCCCAACUUCUACAGCAGGAUCCUUGACAUACUCUGCAAGGACUACUACACAAACGUCAGUGACAUCGUAUACCUCCGUGUCAACCCAGUCUCUAACAACUCGCAGGCCUUCGUUUCCCCGUCUCUCACCCGCCGGCUUGGUCUCCCCCUCCUCCCGCUGUCGACGCUCUUCAUCCGCGCAUCCUUCCAGACAUACCACAUGUUCCUCGCCACUCAUCUCCCCGUACCCAUACCGCCAUCAACACAGACAUCGCUUUCAGUCGAGUCCUCCACGCCCGCCUCGCCUGCAGUCACAGCCGCUCUCGACCGCCUUGAGCACUUCAUCCGCAAUGCCCUCGGCCGGUCCGUGUACGGGCUCGACGAGGGGUUCCCCGCAAAUGGGACAGCGGCCAACAGCACCACAAUGUUUACGUGGCUGUCGUGGUCGAGCGACGAUGCCAUUGCCUUGGUGACCAAGAUACUAGUAUUCUUCAUCUUGUUCCUAUUCCUCCUGAUCCUGAAACUACUCCUCGGCAUGUUGCUGCUCAAGUACAGCCGUGACAGGUACGCCAGGAUGAAACUGAAAGAGCACGCCGUGUCUACCGGCAAGAUGGAGAAGGAAACGUUUGACACCAAGGGGACCAAGAGGUUCGGCGGGUUCGGGGCCGUGGAGAUCGGGGACGAGAGGCGGAGGUGGAUCUACGCCGAUGAUCCGGACGGCAUGAAGAGGGCCAAGGACAGGGAGAGGAAGACCGAGGAGAGCAUCGGAAAGGAGAAGGACCUGAGCGGUGUGAUGCGAUUAUUUUAUAUAUUAAUUAUAUAUCAACAAGCACCCAGCAUCGCACCACGCCCCCGAGCGAGGGGCCGACAGGUUGUCACGAUGCUGAAAUCAACCUACAAGCCCUCUGCGAACUCGCCCCCGCCGCUGCUCCCAGGAUGGACCGAGCACAAGGCACCGACGGGGCACACGUACUACUACAAUGCGGCCACCAAGACGUCCACCUACACGCGCCCCAGCGCAGCGCCGCCGGCCCCCGCGCCCAUGGACGCCUCCGCGAGCUUCAUGCAGCACAAUGCCGUCCCCAACAUGAACCUGUCCGACCCCCGCGUCGCCAAUGCCUUCAUGUCGCAGUACAACCAGCCGCCAGCCGCACAGCAGAACCACAGGGGAGGAGGAGGAGGCGCACAUGGUGGCAGGGGAGGCAGGGGAGGGGCACACGGCGACAGGCCGCGACCGCAGCCGACCGACAAGCCCAGGUCCAAGGUCGCCAUCCCGGGCUGCGAGCCGUGGGUCCUGGUAUACACAAAGUGCCAGCGGCGCUUUGCCUACAACCCGGUCAAGAACGCCAGCUACUGGCGCAUCCCCGAGAAGCUGAUGCCCGCGAUACUCGAGCUGGACAGGGCGAGGAUACGGGACAAGGCAGGGCUUGGCGAGAGCAAGGAGCAGGAUGAGGCCAGGUCGGCCAGCCCCCCACAGGGGAGGCCAGGUGCGGAUGGUCAGGGUGCCGAUGACCAUCAGACCACCGGGGACGGGGCUGCCGAGGAACCCCAGCACGACUACGACAGCUCCGAGUACGAGGAGGUCGAGGUCACGGAUGACGAGGGCGAGGAGGGAGACGAGGGAGACGAGCAUGCCACAAAACGCCGGAGGGUCGGAGAGUCAUCAGAAGAUGGCGACCGACCAGUCGAGUUCAGCGAGGCAGACAUCGCGUUCCAGCUCCAGGCCAUGGGCCAAGAGUACGGGCUGGAUCCAGGCGAGUAUGACGACGGCAACAUGGAGGAGUGGCCAGAAGGUGCAGCUGGCAUGGAGCUGUCAGACGAGGACGCCAGGGCCUUGUUCAAGGAUCUCCUCAACGACUACGCCAUCAACCCGUACAGCCCUUGGGAGAAGCUCAUCGAGGAGGGCAAGGUCUUUGAUGACAGCCGGUACACCGUCCUCGGCACCACCAGGGAGAGGAAAGAGGUCUGGGAGGAAUGGUCCCGGGAAAAGAUCAAGGAGCUCAAGGAGCAGAGGGCAAAGCAGGAGAAGAAGGACCCUCGCAUACCGUACCUCGCCCUGCUCCACGACAAGGCGACGCCAAAGCUGUACUGGCCCGAGUUCAAGAGGAAGUACAAAAAGGAGCCAUCCAUGAAGGACACGGCCCUGCCAGACAAGGACCGGGAAAAGCUCUACAGGGAACACAUCAACCGGCUCAAGCUCCCGCAGGCCACGCUGAAGAGUGACCUCGCCACCCUGCUCAAGUCCAUGCCCAUAUCACAACUCAACAACAAGACCCUGCUCACCCACCUGCCCCCACAAGUUAUCACCGACAUCCGCUACAUCUCGCUUGAUGCCAAGACUCGCGACCCCCUGGUCGAGGCCCUGAUCCAGACCCUGCCCCCGCCCCCGGAGGACGGCGAGGCGGCAGAGCAUGACGAGGCCGCACAGAAGGCGCUGGACCUGCGGCGGAGGCGGGAGAAGGCGCUGCAGGACCGGGAGAAGGCCGUCGAGGAGGAGAAGCGGAGGCAGGAGAAGAACCUGAGGCACAGCAAGGCCUUGCUCAGGGACGGGGAGCGGGAGCUCGAGGCGGCCAUGGAGGUUGGGAACAGGGGGCUGCACAGCCAGCUAGACCGGCAAUGA